Messenger RNA from Caenorhabditis bovis, 903 nucleotides. The record is from the annotation of a GenBank genome assembly. NCBI's taxonomy places the organism in Eukaryota, Metazoa, Nematoda, Chromadorea, Rhabditida, Rhabditidae.
AUGGAGGACGCUUUGAAAAAUGAGCUUGGAUUGGAAUUUGUUCGAAUUUGCGGGCAUGGCUAUGGCACGAACACCACGGAAACUGUGGAAACGGACAGAGGAAGAAUGUUCAUCAAAUAUGGGAAGGGCGAAUUUCUCGCCGUUGGCGAAUUUGAGUCAUUGAAGGCGAUUCUGAACACGCAUGCGAUUCGGUGUCCGAAUCCGAUAAGCACAAUUCAUUUUAAAGAUGAUUGGGCUCUUGUCACCUCGUUUGAAACAAUGCAUAAAGAUCAUGAAGGAAUGGAAAAGUUUGCGGAGAAACUGGCCAGAUUACACAUGCACAAUCCGAGAUUGAUUGCUGAAAAUGAGAAGCGCGAUGGUUUUGUUGGGGAAAAUGAUGAGAUGGGUGUUCGACGAUUCGGGUUUCAUGUGCCGACAUGUUGCGGGUCGAUACCGCAAAAUAAUGAAUGGGCUGACGAUUGGCCGACGUUUUUUAUUCGAAAUCGCCUUCAAAGCCAGAUUAAUCGAUUGAUUGAGAAGGGCGAUCGAAGCCUUCUCGACAAACAGGAUUUGCUCUAUCGCGCCGCCGAAAAGCUGCUGUUGCCCAGAAAAGAUAUUGCACCAAGUUUGGUGCAUGGCGAUUUGUGGAGCGGCAAUUGGAGUUGCGUCAAUAAUGAGCCGAUCAUAUUCGACCCGUCGGCGAGCUAUUCCGACCCCGAAUUUGAGCAAGGCAUUAUGAAUAUUUUUGGCGGCGUCACCACCAACUUUUACAGCAUUUACUAUUCAAUAGUUCCCGAUCAAAUUGGAAGGGAGAGGAGGGUUGAGCUCUAUGAGCUGUACCACCUCUUGAAUCACUGGAAUCACUUCGGCUCGGGCUAUAAGCGUUCCAGCAUGGAUGUAAUUAAUAAAUUGAUACGACAAUGA